Capra hircus (goat) is the source of this 1444-nucleotide messenger RNA. Its product is annotated as testis-specific Y-encoded protein 1-like. Gene Ontology annotation, cellular component: chromatin; nucleus. The record is from RefSeq and is a predicted model, not a curated record. Gene Ontology annotation, biological process: nucleosome assembly. Gene Ontology annotation, molecular function: chromatin binding; histone binding. Lineage: Eukaryota; Metazoa; Chordata; Mammalia; Artiodactyla; Bovidae.
AUGGUGGACGUGGCUACGGCAGAAGCCGGGAUGGUGAGGAAGUUAAGGUCCUGCAGAGACCCGAAGGAGAAAGAGGCACAGAUUGCCUGCUGCACUGGAGACUGGUUCCACACACCUCACUCAGGAGGACGAAGACUUGCCUUCACGCCAAGGAUAAGCAUCUCUUCUGAGCAUGGGUGUCCAGAGAGUGGCAGACGGCAACAGUACCAUUUAGAGAGAUGGAGACAAACAGACACCAGCGCCUGUUACACGCAGAGAAGGAUUGCCCAAAACAGUGCUAUACCAGAAGUAGUGAUAAAGAGACACAGAGCUUUCCGGCACCCCUUUCUUUGGCCUCAGGCCACCCGCAACACACCAGCUCUCGCCUCCCCAUCAUCCCCCUCACACCCUGCCCCCAAAGAGCUAGUGGGUCCCACAGGUUUACUGCAGCCUGGGCCGCCAUCACGCACGACUUGCUGUGCUCCUAAAUCGCGUCCCUUUGCAUCUGCCCCAGCUCGGGGUCACGGGCAAGGCCAAGGGGAGCGUGAGAGGGGGUCAGAGGAAGGCGGGAGCGUCCCCGGACCCCCGACCUUCUUAGUUGUGAGCCCGGUUGUCACACCAGGCGCAGAGGCCACCCUCUUCAGGGUGGAGGCGGUGAAGGGCCACGAGGCGCUGGUGGACGGAGAGGUGGCGGGGAUCGGGCGGGAGCUCCAGCUAGGGCGGGAGCUCCAGCUACUUGCGGAAGACGUCGUGGAGGAGGUGGAGAUUGUGGUGGAGGAGGAGCAGCAACAGCGGUCCUCCCAGGAGCUGGAGGAGAAGACGGUGGAGGAGCAGGGCCAGGAAAGACCCAGAGGCCCGAGUGAGCGCCAGGUGCUAGAGGUCCUUCAGGCACUGGCUGCCCUACAGGUGGAACUGAGCUCUAAGCAUGAGAAGAACCGCAGGGCCUAUGUUCAGUUCAUGCACAAGAACCAUCAGAGGAGGAAGUGUCACUUGGCUCCGAGGAGCGCCAUCAUCCAGGGCAUCUGUGGCUUCUGGGCCAAAGCUAUUAUAAACCACCCUCAAGUUUCCUUCAUGAUCAGCGACCAAGAUAAAGACUUUCUUGGCUACAUGAUCGACUUGAAGGUGCAGGUGCGGAGCCAUGUGCGGUCCCACUGCAAGCUGAUCUUUUCAUUUGGGCACAACCCCUACUUCUUGAACACUGUGAUCAUUAAGGAAUAUUACCUUGACAUCACUGGGUAUAGGGCACAUCGUUCCACUCCAGUCCACUGGUUCUGGGACUUUGAAUGGGGAGCACCCAGCCACAGGCUGGACACCAGGAGCCUUAACUUUCUCAAGUGGGUGUCAGGCCACAACUGCCCAGAAUCGAACAGGAUUGCUGAGAUCAUCAGCGAAGAUGUGUGGGAUGGUCCCCUGAAGUACUACCCCAGGGAGGAAGGUUCGUCCAUGAGAGGUAACUGACAGAAAC